AAUUUCAUUUUAUUAUUUUAAACAAGAUCAAACCAAGAGAACCAAAAAUGUUCUUGGGUCUCAAAGUGAGACCCAACAUUCUAAGAGUAACCAAGAAUUACAAGACCUUUCAUUCCCUUGGAUGAAAUCACAAGGAUUUUGCAGAUAUCUAUUAAGGGACCAUGAGGAAAGGAUAAAGUUUGUUCUCGAUGGAGUCCUGCUCUUUUGAUGUGAAAGUUACACUUUCAUUAAUGAGUAAAGUAGCUGGAAAAGUUACACAUUCAUUAAUGAGUAAAGUAGCUGGGACAGCUUCCUUCCUACCUUACACUAGUCAGACAAGUAUGUUGAGUCACUGAUACCACAAAUCAAAAGGAAUAUGCACAGGACACACUGGGCUCAUCCUAAGGGUGUUCAUGUUUGGACACCAUGUCAUUUGAGAUAUUUAGGCUGCAGAGGAGAAGGCUGGGCUAGUCAACAAUCAUCGUAUACCAAUAACAAACACACAAACAAGUCCCUGAGAUGAUUUCAGAAAGUAAGUGCCAUGAAGAAGAUACAAUAGGGCACAGUGAGGUAGAGCAUGACUGAGGAAAGGGAGCUUUCUGAAUGAGGGAUUUUAUAGCUGAGUGGGUGAUCUUAUAGCCGAGAUUUACAAGAUGAGAAGGGAGCAAACAGAUGAACAGCUGGGUGGUGGGCUGGGGGAUGGGGCGGGGGCUGAGGGGAGAAUUGAGUGCUCCAGAGACAAAAGAACUCCCUCCAGGAUACUUGGCACACUUGAGAAAUAGCAAAAAGGUGGGAGGACAAAGUGGGAAAAGUUGGCGGAAGAUGCCAGAGAAGAAGCCAAGGGCCCAAUUAAGUAGGUCCUUGAGGCCAUGAUAAGGAUUUUGGAUUGCACCACUCACAGAUUUUAAGCAAAAGAUUUGAUCUUUGAGGAAAUUUUCCCUGCUUUGUGAGAGUACAAGUUAAAGUAGGAGACAGAUCCAUUAGGAAGAUGUAGCCACAGACCCGGUGAGAGAUGAUAGUGGUAUGGUAGGCUUAAAAAUAGUCCCAGAAAAGAUAUCUGUGUCCUAAUCCCCAAAACUUGUGGAGAUUACUUUAUUUUAUUUUAUUUUAGAUGGAGUCUUGCUCUGUCACUCGGGCUGGUGUGCAGUGGUGCAAUUUCGGUUCACUGCAACCUCCUCCUCCUGGGUUCAAGCGAUUCUUCUGCCUCAGCCUUCCGAGUAGCUGGGAUUAUAGGCCCAUGCCACCAUGCCCAGCUAAUAUUUUUUGUAUUUUUAGUAGAGACAGGGUUUCACCAUGUUGGCCAGGCAUAUCUCAAACUCCUGACCUCAAGUGAUCCACCCGCCUUGGCCUCCCAAAGUGCUGGGAUUACAGGCGUGAGCCACCGUGUGCAGCCGAUUACUUUAUAUGGCAAAUAUAAUUACAGAAGAAAUUGUCUUAGGAUACUGAGAUGGAGAGAUUAUUUGGAUUAUAAGGAUGGACUCUAAAUGCAUUCACAAGCAUCCUUGUAAGAGAGAAGCAGAGGGAGAUUUGACACAGAAGGAGGCAAUGUGACCUCAGAGACAGAGAUUGGAGUGACGUGGCCACAAGUCAGAGAAUGCUGGCCACCAUUAGAAGCUAGAAGAAGCAAGGAAAGGAUUCUCCCCUAGAGCCCUUACAAUGGCCUGUGGCCCUGCCGAUGCCUUAAUCUGGAUUUUUGGCCUCCAGAACUGUGAGAAAAUAAAUUUGAGUAAAGGGAGCAAGUUUGUGGCUGAAAACAACACACAACACAAUUUGUUACAACAAUUACAUAAAAUUAAUACCAGUGGCUUGGAGUAGGGUUUUAGCAAUUGAGAGGGUCAGAAGUGAUUGGAUUUAAGAUAAAUUUUUGGAGACAGGACUGACAAGAUUUGCUGAUGUAUAUGGUUUAGGUAUCAUAAAAGGCAAAGAAUCAAGGCUGAUUCCCUUUUUUCUGAACAAGUGGGUGGAUGAUGACAUAGUUUACUGACAUGGGGGCAUGGGGGAGGGUACAGGCGUUAUAGUUAUAUGUUUGCCAUAUUUAUGUUGGAGAAAAUAUCAGCUAUCAUGUGUCAGUGCUCUCUACAUGCCAGGCAGUGUCCUAAAUUCUUUACAUGUGUUAGCUCAGUUAACACGUGUAAGUCAAGCGGGCAGUAAGAUAUAUGACUGGAGUUGAAAGAGGGCUAGGCUAGGAGCCAUCAGUGUAUUUAAAGCCAUGGAACUAAUUAGAUCACCCAGGAGAACAUAUGCAGACGAGAGAAGAUCUGGUUCAAGGCCUGAGCCAGGGCACACUUCAUCUUUUGGCAGAACAGAGGGAAUGGAUCCAAAAAAAGGAAAGAAGGAGCCAGUGAGGAGGGUGGAAAACCUGGAGCAUAUCAAGUCACAGAAGUAAAACUGGGGCCCAAAAUGUAGAGGGAGCCAUAAAGAUGAGGAGGACGAGAGCUACAUAGUCGCGCUCUUUCUAGGGCAGAGAGGCGGACAGAACUGACAGCUGCUAUGUAGCAAUAUGACCGUCUCAAGUGACCUUGCGAAGCGCCACUGCAGUGGCUGGGUGGGGAGGAAAGCUCCAUCAGAGCCAUUUGAAGAGAAGAGGAUGGGAAGUGAGCGUACACAGAGAAUGCAGGCAACUUUUAGGAGGAAUUCUGAUGGUAAUAGAAGUGGGCUGUAGCUGGUGGGACUCUGCGGUCCACAGAGGGCUCUAGCUGGACCCUCUGUGGGUCUUUCAAAGUGACUGAUUCUGCAUCAUGUUUGCGGGUGGCAACUGUGAGGGGGAAAUCGAAGGUGAAUACAAAACGGGAACAAGUGAAGAGGCAACGUCCCCAUACAGGCCGGGUGGGCUGGGGUUGGAGCACAGGAGGCCUGACCCUGUCUCUUCCACUUUCCCUCAAACCUUUGGUCACCAAGCGCAGACGCUCACCACAGAAGCCACCCAACCACAACUGCCGCGGAGCUCCGCAACACGCGCGGGCGACUUGAGUCGGGGAACCACGAUUCCCGGCGGGCGUUGCGCGGGGCACCCAGUGCGCAGGCGCACGGCGUCGGCCUCCGACUCGCCCCUCCCUCUGGGGCGCGGGCCUCAGUUCCGGGCUACAGCAGCCGACGCCGAGAGGCACCGUUUCUUCUUAAAAGAGAAACGCUGCGCGCGCGAGCCUCUGGUGCACAUGGCUUCCUCCCCGGCGGUGGACGUGACCUGCAGGCGGCGGGAGAAGCGGCGGCAGCUGGACGCGCGCCGCAGCAAGUGCCGCAUCCGCCUGGGCGGCCACAUGGAGCAGUGGUGCCUCCUCAAGGAGCGGCUGGGCUUCUCCCUGCACUCGCAGCUCGCCAAGUUCCUGUUGGACCGGUACACUUCUUCAGGCUGUGUCCUCUGUGCAGGUCCUGAGCCUUUGCCUCCAAAAGGUCUGCAGUAUCUGGUGCUCUUGUCUCAUGCCCACAGCCGAGAGUGCAGCCUGGUGCCCGGGCUUCGGGGGCCUGGCGGCCAAGAUGGGGGGCUUGUGUGGGAGUGCUCAGCAGGCCAUACCUUCUCCUGGGGACCCUCUUUGAGCCCUACACCUUCAGAGGCACCCAAGCCAGCCUCCCUUCCACAUACUACUCGGAGAAGUUGGUGUUCCGAGGCCACGAGUGGGCAGGAGCUUGCAGAUUUGGAAUCUGAGCAUGAUGAGAGGACUCAAGAGGCCAGGUUGCCCAGGAGGGUGGGACCCCCACCAGAGACCUUCCCACCUCCAGGAGAGGAAGAGGGUGAGGAAGAAGAGGACAAUGAUGAGGAUGAAGAGGAGAUGCUCAGUGAUGCCAGCUUAUGGACCUACAGCUCCUCCCCAGAUGAUAGUGAGCCUGAUGCCCCCAGACUACUCCCUUCCCCUGUCACCUGCACACCUAAAGAGGGGGAGACACCACCAGCCCCUGCAGCACUCUCCAGUCCUCUUGCUGUGCCGGCCUUGUCAGCAUCCUCAUUGAGUUCCAGAGCUCCUCCACCUGCAGAAGUCAGGGUGCAGCCACAGCUCAGCAGGACCCCUCAAGCGGCCCAGCAGACUGAGGCCCUGGCCAGCACUGGGAGUCAGGCCCAGUCUGCUCCAACCCCGGCCUGGGAUGAGGACACUGCACAAAUUGGCCCCAAGAGAAUUAGGAAAGCUGCCAAAAGAGAGCUGAUGCCUUGUGACUUCCCUGGCUGUGGAAGGAUCUUCUCCAACCGGCAGUAUUUGAAUCACCACAAAAAAUACCAGCACAUCCACCAGAAGUCUUUCUCCUGCCCAGAGCCAGCCUGUGGGAAGUCUUUCAACUUUAAGAAACACCUGAAGGAGCACAUGAAGCUGCACAGUGACACCCGGGACUACAUCUGUGAGUUCUGCGCCCGGUCUUUCCGCACUAGCAGCAACCUUGUCAUCCACAGACGUAUCCACACUGGAGAAAAACCCCUGCAGUGUGAGAUAUGCGGGUUUACCUGCCGCCAGAAGGCGUCCCUGAACUGGCACCAGCGCAAGCAUGCAGAGACGGUGGCUGCCUUGCGCUUCCCCUGUGAAUUCUGCGGCAAGCGCUUUGAGAAGCCAGACAGUGUUGCAGCCCACCGUAGCAAAAGUCACCCAGCCCUGCUUCUAGCCCCUCAAGAGUCACCCAGUGGUCCCCUAGAGCCCUGUCCCAGCAUCUCUGCCCCUGGGCCUCUGGGAUCCAGCGAGGGGUCCAGGCCCUCUGCAUCUCCUCAGGCUCCAACCCUGCUUCCUCAGCAAUGAGCUCUCCUCCAGCUUUGGCUUUGGGAAGCCAGACUCCAGGGACUGAAAAGGAGCAACGAGGAGAGGGUCUGCUUGAGAAACGCCAGAUGCUUGGUCCCCAGGAACUGAGGCGACAGAGUGCAGGGUGGGGGCAAGACUGGGCUGUAGGGGAGCUGGACUACUUUAGUCUUCCUAAAGGACAAAAUAAACAGUAUUUUAUGCA
Pan troglodytes (chimpanzee) is the source of this 4896-nucleotide messenger RNA. RefSeq names its product zinc finger protein 692 (gene ZNF692). Gene Ontology annotation, cellular component: nucleus. The transcript has 12 exons. The coding region runs from base 2718 to 4694 and encodes 658 amino acids. Gene Ontology annotation, biological process: regulation of transcription by RNA polymerase II. The record is from RefSeq and is a predicted model, not a curated record. NCBI's taxonomy places the organism in Eukaryota, Metazoa, Chordata, Mammalia, Primates, Hominidae.